GGAGGAAUUGGUAUAUAUAGUGAGGGUACCUGCUUCUUCUUUUGUGAUGAGAUUUUUGGUAUUCGGACUUUCAACGCAAAAUAAUAAAUAAGAAGUUACUUCCAUUUUUGUUAUUCUUUCAAUUGACGAUUCUAUUAAUCAACUUGGAAAUACUUCGAGACUUUGAAUCUUCAAACCAAAACGAAAACCAAAACCCAAACCCAAACCCAAAUUAACAAUGGCUCCAUCAACAUGUUGUAGGAAGGGAGAUGGUGCUGAGAGUGGCUGUGUUUGUGGUAUGUUAUUACUUAUUUAUUUUUUAUUUCUUUCCUUCCCUCCCCUUUUCGUUCCAUGCCCCCUCCAUUCAUCACCCAUCUUCCUCACUCUACAUCUCACAACAACCCUCCUAUAUUUACAUCCCCAAAAACAAACGAAACAUAACUAACUCCCCAACAGCAACCCAGGCAAAAUGUUCCUGUGGCGAAAAGAAAGCUCUAGAGUGUACAUGUGCCCAAGCCGAGAGCGAAAACAAGAUCGAAGGUGCUAGAUGUAGUUGUCGUAUGUCUCCCUUUUGGUGAUUCUCGAACACAAUAACUAACACCAAAAUGAAAUAGGUGCUCGUGCAGCUGGAGCUUGUACUUGCGAGCGUUCUACAGAGGAAAAUAAAGUUCCCUCGGGUGAACUUUGUGGGUGUGGUGCUAGACCUGUUGGUAUGUAUUUUUUUUUUGCUUCUUUGAUCCGGUUUUUCUUUUCUUGAUAUGACAUUGGAAUUAGUCUAAUGAUGUUUAGAUGCUUGUACUUGUGAAAAGGCUACAGAUGGUGGAUUACUUCCUACAGAGACGGAUUUCACUACUAAGGCUUAGAUGAAAGUUCUUGGUUGAGUGGGAAUUUGGGUGGCGUUUGUGGUUUGGGGGAUUGGGUUGGGUUUGAUUGGCGUUGAGGUUGGGGAUGGGAAGGA
Molecule: messenger RNA, 937 nt
Organism: Sclerotinia trifoliorum
Lineage: Eukaryota; Fungi; Ascomycota; Leotiomycetes; Helotiales; Sclerotiniaceae
Source: the annotation of a GenBank genome assembly